Neurospora tetraspora is the source of this 1191-nucleotide messenger RNA. RefSeq lists its product as uncharacterized. Lineage: Eukaryota; Fungi; Ascomycota; Sordariomycetes; Sordariales; Sordariaceae. The transcript is spliced from 2 exons. The record is from RefSeq and is a predicted model, not a curated record. Bases 370 to 1083 code for a protein of 237 amino acids.
CAUCCAGGUCCAUCUCUUCUGCGUACGCCUCGCUCCGGAACCGGGUCCCUCAGUGUUGUAGUGUUUGGUGACCUUUGUGCCACACACCUCUCCAUCCAUCCAGUCCUAUCACAACAUGGUGCCUAGCAUCGUCAUUCUUAAACAAGCCGCACCCAUCCCACCUGCUCCGUUCCCCCUUCCCGGCCACCUUUCACUUCUCUCAACUCCUAGUGGUGAAUAACAACGAACGCCUGCAGCAGAUAACCUGCAUAUUCCUAGCUCAGCCCUACCAAUCACUUGCCUUGCCAUCAACUAUUAGUCACCGUCUUCCCACGGGCCUCUAUAAGAUACCUUACUCCUAGAACACUAUCAUCAUCCAACACCGGCCCUAUGCCCGCUCAUCGAGUCUUCAUCGAAACCCGAGCGGUUGACAGGAGCCCCCGAAGCCCAAACCCAAGAAGUCCCCGAAGCCCGCGCCACCGGCCCCGAACCCGAAGCGAAGAGCGCAUCUACGUCUACCGGGACGAGCUACCAGCAGACAACAGCAACAACAACACCAUGACCGAACACGACCGCGUCCUCCGGGAGGCCUACGACGAAGCCUAUCGGCAGAACCAGAACCUGCGCAACGAGCUCCGGGCAAAGGAACUCGAGCUCCAGGAGAGGGACGCCCGUAUAGAGGAGCUCAAGUUUGACAACACGAACCUCCGGCGCUCGCUCGACAGCUUGUCCAACGUCGAGGGGCUCCAGGAGGAUGAGAUCCAUAACCUGAAGCGGAAGAAUUCCAAGCUGAGGAAGGACAAGGAUGAUCUGAAUGUUAGGGUCCGCGAGCUUCGCCAUGAGAUGGACGCUAAGAUGAGGCCUAUGGUGGAUCAGAUUCAUACCCUCAAGCAGGAGGUGGCCAACUGGAGGUUACAGUUCGAGUCGGAGAAGCGGAAGAACAACGAUCUUGAGCGUCGUUACGGGAGGUUGCGUGAGAACCUGGACAUCCACACGCAGCAGAGCGAGGCGUUCAGGACCCAGAAUGAGAAUCUGAGGGUGGAGAAUGAGCAACUUGCUCAGGUCCUUGAGUUGGAGCGGAGGCUGAGGGUUGCCCGCUUUUGAGCGUGAGGGAGGUAGCGGUUGACGGCAGAGUUUUUGGAGUUUCUCAUCUGGGGCCAGCAUGACUUCAGGCUCACCACGGCGAUUGACGCUUGGCCUUGGAUGCACCCU